AUGAAAAGGAUUCCAUUUAAAAUAUUAAUCCUUUUAGUGGUUAUACUUGGUAUUUUUAUUUUAAUGUUGGGUGUAUAUAAAACAGAUUCAUUAAAUAUUUCAAAUUUAGAGAAACAAGAAAAAAUUUUAAAAAUUACAGAAUAUUACAAUUUUAAAUGGGGGCCAUCCGGUAACAAUGAAAAUUUCUCACCAAAAAUUUCCACAUCCAGUAGUAGAAAUAUAAGAAGUAGUAGCGAUAUUAAUAAUGAUAUUGAAAAAGAAAUUUCAUGUCAAAGUACAGUUCAAGGCAAUUUAUAUAUAGCUGAUGAUCAAGGAUAUGUUUGCUCAAGAUCAAGUUGGGAUUCUAUUACAAAAUGUUGUAAAAAACAAACCAGAGAUAUUCAACAGGUUUUAGAAAAUAGUAAUGGUAAUAGUAAUAGUAAUAGUAAUAGUAAUAGUAAUAGUAAUAGUAAUAGUAAUAGUAAUAGUAAUAGUAAUAGUAAUAAUAGUAAUAAUAGUAAUAAUAGUAAUAAUGAUAAUAAUAAUAAUAAUAGCGAUAUAAAUGAUAAAAAUAGUAAUAAUGAUAAUAAAAGUAAUUCGAGUGCUGAAUCCAGCAAUAGUAGUAAUAAAUCAAAUGAUAUAAAUAAUAGCAAUGGCAGCGAACCAAACAAUGUCAUAGAUACUGAAAAUAAAAAAACCAAACAAACUCAGGUUGAAAGAUAUUCAUGUAAAAGAUGUUUAGAAGGUUCCGAUUGUUGCGAUACUUAUGAAUAUUGUAUUUCAUGUUGUAUGAGAUAUGAUAAAGUUCCAGUAGUUCAAGAGAUGCUUAUAGGUUUUGCUGAGCGUGGUGUUGCAAAGGAGUAUUUAAAGAAUCAGUUUGACUUGUGUACAAUGGCUUGUAGAACUUCCUCCUCAUCAUUAUUAAAUCAAAGAGAAUAUCAAAAUCCUAAAUUCAAAUUUUGCUAUGGCCCAAAUAUUGCCAAGGUUUAA
Molecule: messenger RNA, 969 nt
Organism: Dictyostelium purpureum
Lineage: Eukaryota; Evosea; Eumycetozoa; Dictyosteliales; Dictyosteliaceae
Exons: 2
Coding region: 1-969 (322 amino acids)
Biological process (GO): positive regulation of SREBP signaling pathway
Source: RefSeq, a predicted model, not a curated record